Drosophila ficusphila is the source of this 772-nucleotide messenger RNA. Its product is annotated as C-type lectin 37Db-like. The record is from RefSeq and is a predicted model, not a curated record. The coding region runs from base 21 to 668 and encodes 215 amino acids. NCBI's taxonomy places the organism in Eukaryota, Metazoa, Arthropoda, Insecta, Diptera, Drosophilidae. The transcript has a single exon.
UCUAGUUAUCCGGAAUAAAUAUGUUGAAGUCGAUCACAUACUGCUUAGUCUUGUUCCUUACGUGGUAUUCUUACGAAUCCUUGGCCAAGGACACUUCUGUGUGCCUUUUGCACGACCAGCCAAACCAAUGUGGAGCAUUCUGCCUGCAGGCGCUAAGGCCGUUGAUCGAUCAUACAACUUUUAAUAAGCAGAAGCUGGAAAAUCUGGAGACAAAAUUGGAGGCGAUAAUCGAACGGCAACUGUCAGCGAUACAGAAAUUACAAUGCAAACGGGACAAAAAAUCCUUAAAUCUGGAUUUUUACGAUCGAAUUGGCUCGAAAUGGAUAUACGUCGAACGCGAAAAUCCUCGAAAUUGGGAGCAAGCUGAAGCGUUCUGCAGGGAGAUAGAAGGUCACCUGCUCACAAUCCAGAACGACAUCGGGCUAAGAGUUCUGGAUAAAAAGCUGGACAGAGACACUUCUUACUGGCUGGGGAUCAAUGACAUGGCCAAGAAGGACGAGUUUGUGUCCGUGGCUUCCGGCAAGCCAGCUCCCUUUCUCAAGUGGGAAGACACCGAACCCGAUAACUGGAACGGAAAAGAGAACUGCGUGGAUAUCUACAACGGCGAAAUGUACGACACCGAAUGUAGCUUUGUUCAUCUUUUCAUUUGCGAGGCGACUUUUGAUUAGAAAAAGUUUUGUGUAUAAUAAUAAAAAGAUUAUCCAAGAAAAAACACUAGAAGCUUAUUAAGAAUUUAUACGAAAUAAUAAAAUCUCUUAAAUUAAAAAAAAAA